Messenger RNA from Colletotrichum spaethianum, 1002 nucleotides. RefSeq names its product vesicle transport v-SNARE protein vti1. The transcript has 2 exons. Bases 1 to 1002 code for a protein of 333 amino acids. The record is from RefSeq and is a predicted model, not a curated record. Gene Ontology annotation, cellular component: endoplasmic reticulum. Gene Ontology annotation, biological process: fatty acid elongation. Lineage: Eukaryota; Fungi; Ascomycota; Sordariomycetes; Glomerellales; Glomerellaceae. Gene Ontology annotation, molecular function: ketoreductase activity.
AUGGCAGGCUUGACUGAUAACCUGGCAUACGUGCCUCAACCUGUCCAGCUUCUACUCGCUGGCAUUGGCGCUCUCUUCCUCACCUCCAAGGCCCUAAGCUAUGUCAAGUUCCUACUUGGAGUCUUUCUGCUCAGUGGAACUAGUCUUCGCAAGUAUGGCAAGCCUGGCACCUGGGCCGUCGUGACCGGUGCAUCCGACGGUCUUGGCAAGGAGUUUGCCUACCAGCUCGCCAGCAAGGGAUUCAACCUUAUCCUCGUCUCCCGAACACAAUCGAAGCUUGAGACCCUCGCCCACGAGCUCGAGGCGAAGUUCUCGGGCAAGAUCCAGGUCAAGGUGCUGGCCAUGGACUUCUCCCGCGACGAUGACGCCGACUAUGACAGACUCGCACAACUCGUCAACGGCCUCGACGUGGGCAUUCUCAUCAACAAUGUCGGCCAGAGCCACAGCAUCCCAGUUCCCUUCCUCGAGACAGCCCGCAGCGAGCUCCAGAGCAUCGUCGCCAUCAACUGCCUCGGCACAUUGAAGACUACGCAGGUCAUCGCCCCCAUCAUGCAGCAGCGCAAGCGUGGUCUCAUCCUCACCAUGGGCUCCUUCGCAGGCUGGAUGCCCACCCCAUACCUAGCUACUUACUCCGGCAGCAAGGCCUUCCUCCAGCACUGGAGCAGCUCUCUGGCUGCCGAGCUCAAGCCCCAGGGCGUCGACGUCGAGCUCGUUCUCAGCUACCUCAUCACCACCGCCAUGAGCAAGGUUCGCCGCUCGAGCGCUAUGAUUCCCAAGCCCAAGGACUUUGUCCGCGCGACACUGAGCAAAAUUGGCUCCGGCAGCUACCAGAACUUUGCCUACACCUAUACACCGUGGUGGUCGCAUGCACUGAUGCUCUGGGUUGUUGAGAGCACUAUUGGCGCCGCCCAUAGCUUGUCCAUCUGGUACAAUCUCAAGAUGCACGCCGACAUCCGCAACCGUGCCCUCAGAAAGGCCGCUCGCGAGGCAAAGAAGCAGUAG